Molecule: messenger RNA, 1448 nt
Organism: Zophobas morio
Lineage: Eukaryota; Metazoa; Arthropoda; Insecta; Coleoptera; Tenebrionidae
Product: tRNA N6-adenosine threonylcarbamoyltransferase-like
Exons: 15
Coding region: 1-1263 (420 amino acids)
Cellular component (GO): mitochondrion
Source: RefSeq, a predicted model, not a curated record
AUGGAGCUAACUAACUUAUAUUCUUCUGGAUAUAAAAAACUAAAUAAACAUCUGCUUUACACUCUUUGGAAUAAUGUGGGUUAUACCACCUCAAACAUUAAUUGCAAGGAAGCGUUGCUCGUUAAAUUUCACUCGGUGAACAGCAGACUCUACAAUAAUUAUCUUGUUUUAGGAAUUGAAACAAGCUGUGAUGACACGGGUAUUGCUAUUCUCGAUUCUCAAGGUAAAGUCUUAUCGCACGUAAAGCGAAAUUACUGGGAAACGUUAAGAGAGAACUGGGGAGGAAUCAAUCCUGUGAAAGCAAAGAUUAUGCACGAAAAUCACAUACACAACCUUUUAAAGGAGUGUUUAGCGCAGGCGGGCGUCUGCUUGAAGGAUAUUGAUGUUGUUGGAGUUACUCAAGGCCCCGGACUGGGUGCUUGCCUAGGCGUAGGCUUAGCGCUCGCUAAGGAAAUAGUAAAGGAAGAUUCAAACAAACUGUUAAUGGGAGUGCAUCAUCUUGAGGCUCAUCUCUUGACUUCUCGUUUGACUGAUUUUAUUGAGUUCCCAUUCAUUGCUCUUUUGGUAUCUGGCGGCAACUGUCAACUGAUCCUCGCUUCCGAUGUAGGAGAUUACUCUAUGCUGGGAUACACUCUCGAUUCCGCGCCUGGAGAUGUUUUUGAUAAAGUUGCACGUGCCAUGAACUUGUCUAACGGAGCAGAGCUGGAACAGUUGGCAAAAUCCUCUACAGAAUCUUUACAAGGCCCGAAAAUACUGGGCACUUACAGGAAUUGCCACUUUUCUUUUGCUGGCUUACGAAGUUGGGCAUCCGGCUGCCUUGAAGAUUUUGGGCCUGCCGUAACAGAAAUUCAAAAAGCUAACGUGGCUGCGGCCUUUCAGGAGGCCGUUAUAAAUCAUCUUAUGAUUAGACUUGCUAGAGCGAUAAACUACUGCGACUUCUAUAGAAGGACACCCAUCAAGUCUGUGGUUCUUUCUGGAGGUGUUGCUUCUAAUGAAUCCAUUCGAGUGAAUAUUGCAAAAUUGUGCAGAAUAUACAAUAAGACUUUUUUUGUUCCUCCUAAAGAACUUUGCACGGACAACGGGGUGAUGAUUGCUUGGACGACCAUAGAAAGAAUAAGAUUUAAUAAGUUUGACAAACUUAAUGAGGAGCAAAUUCAAAAACUUCAAUACCGCAUAGAUUGGCCUCUCGGAGCCGACGAAUCAGAAUUUGUCGAAAAGUGCAAAAUAAGAAUUCGAACGAGGACCUUCGAACAUAGUAAAUAAAAGUUUAUAUCCUAUAAAAAGUUUCAGAAUUAGUUUUGAAGAAGCGAGAGAGCCACAUGUUUAGGACACGUGUCAAUUCGACUUUUAUUUCCACAAUCCGCAUAUUCGAGCAUUUCUGGAUGGAAAGUGGUUACUAUAAACUGAUUGUGCUCUUUUAGUGAGUUUAUACGCUCAGCAAUGGCCAA